Molecule: messenger RNA, 2088 nt
Organism: Penicillium macrosclerotiorum
Lineage: Eukaryota; Fungi; Ascomycota; Eurotiomycetes; Eurotiales; Aspergillaceae
Gene: cprA
Product: NADPH--hemoprotein reductase cprA
Exons: 2
Coding region: 1-2088 (695 amino acids)
Cellular component (GO): cytosol
Molecular function (GO): NADPH-hemoprotein reductase activity; FMN binding; flavin adenine dinucleotide binding
Source: RefSeq, a predicted model, not a curated record
AUGGCGCAACUCGAUACGUUGGACCUGGUCGUCCUGAUCGUCCUGCUGGUGGGUAGCAUUGCCUACUUCACCAAGGGCACCUACUGGGCCGUUCCCAAAGACCCCUAUGCCUCUUCCGCCUCCGCCCUGAACGGGGCCGCCAAGAGUGGCAAGACCCGUGAUAUCGUGGAAAAGAUGGAUGAGACCGGCAAGAACUGUGUCAUCUUCUACGGCUCGCAGACUGGUACCGCCGAGGACUAUGCCUCGCGUCUCGCCAAGGAAGGUUCGCAGCGCUUUGGUCUCAAGACCAUGGUCGCCGACAUCGAGGACUACGACUACGAGAACCUGGACAAGUUCCCUGACGACAAGGUCGCCUUCUUCGUGCUGGCCACCUAUGGUGAGGGUGAGCCGACGGACAACGCCGUUGAAUUCUACCAGUUCUUCACCGGAGACGACGUGGCCUUUGAGAGUGGCGCCUCCGCCGACGAUCAGCCGCUGUCCUCCCUUAAGUAUGUCGCAUUCGGUCUGGGUAACAACACCUAUGAACACUACAACGCUAUGGUCCGUCAGGUUGACGCCGCCCUCACUAAGAUGGGUGCCCAGCGCAUUGGCUCCGCCGGUGAGGGUGACGACGGUGCCGGCACUAUGGAGGAGGACUUCCUCGCCUGGAAGGAGCCCAUGUGGGCCGCCUUGACCGACGCCAUGGGUCUGCAGGAGCGUGAGGCGGUCUACGAACCUGUCUUUUCCGUCACCGAGGACGACGAAAAGUCGCCCGAGGAUGAGUCCGUCUAUCUGGGAGAGCCCACCGCCGCCCACCGCGAGGGUCGUGCCAAGGGUCCCUUCUCCGCCCACAACCCGUACAUUGCCCCGAUUGUCGAAUCCCACGAGCUGUUCACCGUCAAGGACCGCAACUGCCUGCACAUGGAAAUCAGCAUCGCUGGUAGCAAUCUCAGCUACCAGACCGGUGACCACAUCGCUGUUUGGCCCACCAACGCCGGUGCCGAGGUCGAUCGCUUCCUGCAAGUGUUUGGCUUGGAGGACAAGCGCGACGCUGUUAUCAACGUCAAGGGUAUUGAUGUCACUGCCAGGGUUCCCAUUCCGACCCCGACUACCUACGAUGCUGCCGUCCGCUACUACAUGGAAGUCUGUGCUCCCGUCUCCCGACAGUUUGUCUCAACCCUCGCUGCCUUUGCUCCCGAUGAGGCGAGCAAGGCGGAGAUUGUUCGCCUGGGUAACGACAAGGAUUAUUUCCACGAGAAGAUCACCAAUCAGUGCUUCAACAUCGCCCAGGCGCUCCAGAGCAUCACCUCCGAGACCUUCAGCGCCGUUCCGUUCUCGCUCCUGAUUGAGGGCCUCAACAAGCUCCAGCCCCGGUACUACUCUAUCUCGUCUUCGUCUGCGGUUCAGAAGGACAAGAUCAGUAUCACUGCUGUCGUCGAGUCCGUUCGCCUCCCAGGUGCCUCGCACAUGGUCAAGGGUGUCACUACCAACUACCUCCUGGCCCUCAAGCAGAAGCAAAAUGGAGAUCCUUCUCCGGAUCCCCACGGUCUGACCUACUCAAUCACCGGCCCUCGCAACAAGUACGAUGGUAUCCAUGUCCCCGUUCACGUCCGCCACUCCAACUUCAAGUUGCCCUCCGACCCAUCUAAGCCCGUCAUCAUGGUUGGUCCCGGUACCGGCGUUGCUCCAUUCCGUGGUUUCAUUCAGGAACGUGCUGCCCAGGCCGCCAAGGGCGAGAAGGUCGGCACCACUGUUCUGUUCUUCGGCUGCCGUAAGCGUGACGAGGAUUUCCUGUACCAGGAUGAGUUCAAGACCUAUCAGGAGCAGAUGGGUGACUCUCUGAAGAUCAUCACUGCUUUCUCGCGUGAGGGUACGCAGAAGGUCUACGUUCAGCACCGUCUGAAAGAGAACGCCCAGCUGGUCAGUGAGCUGCUGAAGCAAAAGGCCAACUUCUACGUGUGUGGUGACGCCGCCAACAUGGCCCGGGAGGUCAACCUGGUGCUUGGCCACAUCAUCGCCGAGCAGCGCGGUAUGCCCGCGGAGAAGGGCGAGGAGAUGGUCAAGCACAUGCGCAGCAGCGGCAGCUACCAGGAGGACGUUUGGUCAUGA